AUGGAUGAAGAUCAACAAUGCGCUCUCGAAACUGUCAUCAAUGGCCAUAAUCUGCUAUUAACUGGACAAGCAGGAACGGGGAAAAGUUUUGUUGUGAAAAAUAUCAUUAAGAAAUUAAAUUCAAGAUUCUGUGUGACGGCCUCUACAGGAUUAGCCCAUUGGUUUAAAGAUGCCUUCCCUCAUGUAAUUAAUCUGAAAAUUAUACACAGACAAGAUGAAACGGAUCUAAUAAAUGUCAUUAAUGAAAUGGAACAAGGCCUUCCUUCACCGCAUACAGUAGCGUUCCUCAACUCUUUAUCCAGACCUUUGUCUGCAGAAAGAACUCUAAGUGCUGUUCAUCUUUUUGCAAGAAAUAUUGAUGUCAUGCUCUUUAACCAAAAAAAAUUACAUUCUGUUGUCGGUGACCUUCACACAUUUAAGUCAGAGGACAGUGGGGAGAGUAAAUUGUGUGACCAAUUCUUUGCGCCUAAAUAUUUUGGAGUGAAAAUUGGAUGCCCUGUUAUGCUUCUAAUAAACUUAACGGACCACCUUGUGAAUGGGAAGAUAGGAACUGUGAAACUUAUUGAGGAUGAAUUCAUCCAUGUAACAUUUUGUUUGUUUGGUGAAUCUCGGACAGUUAAAAUUUCAAAGUUUACAUUCAGUAAAUUUGACCCUGUCUCAAAAUCAUCCAUUGCAUCAAGAAGGCAGUUUCCACUUAAUUUGGCCUAUGCAUUUACUAUACACAAGUCUCAAGGUAUGACAAUUCAGAAUUUAGUGGUCGAUUGCAGUAAUGCAGUAUAUCCUGGUCAAAUUGGUGUUGCAAUUGGUAGAGCACAAACCACUGAUGGAUUAUGUGUUAAAAAUUUCAAGCCUACUUUGUGUCGUGCACAUCCAGCAGCGGUUCAACAUUUUUACGUCCAGUGUCGUUAUGGAGAAAUUAGACAUGACUGUACCUGUUGCAAUAAGAAGAAAAGACAAGAUGGAAAAGAUGAAAAUGAUGAUCAUGAUGAUGAAGGAGAUGACAAGGAUGAUGAUAAUGGUGAUGAUGAUAAUAUUGAAGGUGAUGGCUGUCAAGGUGAUGAAUCAGACUUGUCAGACUUUGAGUAUGACAUUGUCAAAGAAAUCGAAGUUCAGGAAAAGAGUGCUAACAAGACAGAGGAAUUAAUGGAAGUCCUUUCCUUCAUUAUGGAAGAAUUUCAAGAUACACCUCUUUGUAAUGAUGCAGCUGAAGUGCAGCAUGAAAUCCUCCUGACACCUAGUCCAUUUAUUGAAGGUUUUCACAAGCAUAAAACAGAAGUUGAGAAUAUUGGCAGUUUAUGA
Messenger RNA from Saccostrea cuccullata (small rock oyster), 1299 nucleotides. Its product is annotated as ATP-dependent DNA helicase PIF1-like. The transcript is spliced from 3 exons. Gene Ontology annotation, biological process: telomere maintenance; DNA repair. Bases 1 to 1299 code for a protein of 432 amino acids. The record is from RefSeq and is a predicted model, not a curated record. Gene Ontology annotation, molecular function: DNA helicase activity. Lineage: Eukaryota; Metazoa; Mollusca; Bivalvia; Ostreida; Ostreidae.